Molecule: messenger RNA, 34476 nt
Organism: Porites lobata
Lineage: Eukaryota; Metazoa; Cnidaria; Anthozoa; Scleractinia; Poritidae
Source: the annotation of a GenBank genome assembly
CGCUUCUACAUUGAAGUAAUUUAUUUUGACAACAAAAAUUGCACCGUGACAAAAUUACUGUUGAUUUGAAAAGUAUUUUUUAGGAGAGAUAGCAACUGUCAUGUCAUUGCUUCUUUGUUUACUUAAGUAAUUGCGAACGUUUCUUGUUACAGAAGUACGCUUCGUGAACAACUUUCACGAUUGUUUGCUUUGCUGUACUGAGUGAAUUACCGGCGGAAAGCUGAAAGUUUUCCUCUUUGGAUUUCGUCAACAAUCAGCAAAAUGACUUCAGAUUACCAAACGGAAGUUAUAUGCGCAUUCAUGCUGGGAAAAUUGGAACUCUAGACGCCUCUGCCAUGUUAUAAGGCUAUAUGAUGCGGCGAUGGACUGGACUUAAGAGCUGUUUCUCUGUGGAAUGUGAGGGUGAUGGUGAAAUGGCUGUUUUAGAUUUGCAGCACUGCAAUUUAACUUCAGUGCCUACAGACAUCUUUAAAGCUGAGCCAAACUUGGAGGAGAUUUACCUAGAUGCUAAUCAAAUUCGGGAAUUACCGAGAGUAAGUUCUUUUUACCAAUCAAAAGUUUAUUUCUGUAACCGGUUGCUAUUACCUACACAAAUUUAGCUCUCACAACGUGCAUCUGUAAUUUUAAAGCUCUAAUAUUUUCAUUUUUUUCGCCUCAGGCGUUGUUUGGGUUGCAAGGUUUACAUAUUCUCGGGCUGAGUGACAACGAGUUAACAAUUCUGCCAUCAGCUGUUUCUAACUUAGUCAACUUAAGAGAAGUGGACAUCAGCAAGAAUGGUGAGUUAAGAGAUUGGUUUGUUUUGACUUUUCUUUCACAAAGCGAAAACUUUCAACAACCGCAAAGCAAACGCAUGAUUAUCAACCAGGUAUUUACAAUUCACCUUACUUUGUGCUUUACAAAACCUGAAGCUGAUUUAAUUCUUGUAGGUAUAAUCGAUUUGCCGGAAAGUGUGAAAAGCUGCAAAUGUUUGGAACAGUUCGAUGCUAGCGUAAACCCAAUUGGCAAGUAAGUAUGACGAUUUUAAAAUUAUACACAGCUCUUCUUUAUAGUGUCAAUGUUUAUUCUGUUUUCGUCCUUGUUUUCGUUUCAAUUUACCCUAUCAGACUGAACAUCUUAUGGAAACUGUUCUAACUCAACCGUUUGUCAGAUAGACGUAUCAGAUUCUCCCUAGAUAAGUUUUGAAAUGUGAUACUGUAGCCUUCCAUCGACAAUGUGUUUUUAAAAUAUGCAAGCUAAUCAACUUGUAACGUUUUGACAAAGAAAUCUGGACAUAAUCCAAUUAAUAAAGCAUCAAAAUGAUUUCUUUUCAAGACCACCACAAGUACAUUAAAAAUAUUUUUUUGUGCCUUGAUGCAAUCAAAUUUAAUUGCUAUCAGAUAUAAACCAAAUGCCUUUAAGCUAAUUAUUAGCUAUAGUUUAUCAAAGAGAAAUUGAGUGACCCGGCGAUAAUUUCAUUGAUAUGUGGAUGUACGUGUUUGGUAGAGAUGUGAAUAUGUAUGUUGUGGUUCAAUUUUAUCCUUGGUUUAAAUUUUAUUUUCCUUUGUUUUGGGUCAUCGUAAUGUAUGAUAAUGAGUUUGAAACCAAAGAAAAUAAAAUUUAAACCAAGGAUAGAAUUAAACCACAAUAUAUAUGUUGUAGUUAGUUUCUUAUCUCAGGUAAUUUUUGCAUUUCUUUUGUUUCAACUUCAUUAGCAUACAUUACCAUGUCCAAAAACAAAAGAAAAACAAAAAUUACCUGAGAUAAAAAAUUAACUACAACAUAUACUUUGAGAUUGGGGUGAAUUUGCAUAACAGAGAAGAUGGCUGCCUUUCUCGAUAUUGUCCCCAUGUGAUGUAUUCACAGGGAUCCCAACAGUCGCAAAUCGAUCAGAGAACAUCACCCUGGGCAGACUGUGUCAUAUAAAAUAUUAGGCCAUGUGAUAGUUCAAAUCAGUUGAAGUGGGGGAUUAGUCAGAGUAAAAUUUGAUUUUUUUUUCAAUUUGAUAAAUGGCAUACAAUAUUUUUUUGUUUUUAGAAUUCCAGAUAGCUUUACUCAGUUGUUGAAUUUGACCCACUUGUACUUGAAUGAUGCUUUUUUAGAUUGUUUACCAUCAAAUUUUGGAAGGUGAGAUUACUUUUUUGGCGAAUAUUUGUCUGCUUAGUAAACAACACUCUUGAAUGGUUUGUUCUGACAACGGUUACUUUCUUUAAGUAGUGAUAGUAAAUACUGGUAACUAAGAGUGCGUUUGAUUGAUAGUAUUCGGCAAUACAAGAUCUCCAAAGUUUUGUUACAAAUCUCUUCUUGGAUCUUUAAACUCUACAUAAAUGUUCGUUGAAAUAUUAUACUUAUAGCAGAUUUCUAGAUUGCCUGCCAAUACAGCUGUCUCCUCGCUUCUCGCCAGUAGGGACAUUUCAUGGGAGGAAUGUCUGAACCUCAACAUUAGAAAUUUCAUGCUGAUCAUGUAAAAUCUGUCCAGAAUGGAAUCUGGUCAGGAUCGAGCUCUGAUUCAUGGCUGACAUAGUCCACAGUAGCGAGGAGUGAGGAGAGACAACCGUAUUUAUUUUGCAAGAUUAUUUGUAGAUACAUGAAUUUGAUUUUUCCGCCCUCACUAUCAAUUAUCAUUUCUAUUGUUUUUUAUAUAAAAUUGUAAGUAUGACUUUAUGCACUUUUAAUUUUCCUGUCUCCAUUAUACACUACUUAAAUGAGUGUGCCAGUUAGUUACGCAUGGCAGUGACCAACUCAAAAGCCUAUAAGCUCUUUUGGUCACUGCGCACAUUUCACCUUUGAUGAUUUAUUUAAUUUGCUGUAAUGUUGUUUUAUUUUACUUUUGUAAUGUAUUGUAAUUUUGUUUUGUAGUAAACUCUUAAAAUAGUGCAAAUAAAUAAAAAAAUCUGAAUCUGAAAAUCUGUAUGGAUAUAUCCAUUGAAUGCCCUUCCAAGUGAUUUCUACAGUUUAUUUCAUUUAUUAUUAGUCCUCAAAAUACAGCAAUCAAACAUGCCCAAAGAAAAUGUUCACCAGUUAGCUCAUUUUAUCCAGCAUAGCAUACAUAUCAUCACUGUGAGUAUAUAAGAUCUCAUCUCUUUUUUGUUAGAUUAACAAAACUGAAAGUCCUUGAAGUGAGAGAUAAUCACUUAAGAAGUUUACCACAGUAAGUAAUAUGUUAAACUCAGUUAACUGCAUUAAAUUUAGUAGUGCCAUGCAAAACUAUACCUGCCAACUCUCACGCCUGCGGGUUGAAAACUGCAAUCUCACGCCAGCUCACGCUUGCGGGCCAAUUUCUCACGCCUGAUUGAAAAAUGUGAGUUGUUGCUGUCUUGCUUGACACAAUUUCCAAAAAUAUGUUAACUCAGACCCAUGUAAGGAACGAAAACCAUGAAAAAUUGACCAUGUCAGUCCAAAACUUUCCGAUUUUAGAACUAUAGCGCUGAUGUUAUCAACUAAUGUCGGUCCUUGUGGAUAAACGUUUUCUCGAUAACUUCGCCUUCAGCAGACUUCGGACGUUUUUGGAAGACUUUGGACUUCUUCGGGAAUCUUCGGAAAUGAUCGUGUCGUCUUCAAAAAUCCCAGCACUCCCAGGAUGAAAAUCUCUCGCUUAUAACUCAGAAAAAGUUGGCAGGUAUACAGAACUGAAGGGUGUUUUUCCAGUGAUGCGCCUCUCUGUAGUAGCAGGGUAAGCGUUUUCUCAAUAACUUCGCCUUCGGCAGACUUCGGAUGUUUUCGGAAGACUUCGGACUUCUUCGGGAAUCUUCGGAAAUGAUCGUGUCGUCUUCAAAAAUCCCAACACUCCCAGGAUGAAAAUCUCUCGCUUAUAACUCAGAAAAAGUUGGCAGGUAUACAGAACUGAAGGGUGUUUUUCCAGUGAUGCGCCUCUCUGUAGUAGCAGGGUAAGUGUAGAAAAGAAGAUUUGUGUAGAAAGGCGAGUGUCUGGAAAUUUACCACCCAUGGAGUCUGAUUUUUAUCAACAAAAUUAAUAAAGAAGCUUUGAUUGUGCUCUGUUCUGUUGUAAGCACUUACAGCAGAGCAAAAAGAGCACAACUGAGCACAAACGAAGUGUAGGGGGAAACACAUUAGACACAGUCAAGUGUUUCUAACCACUUGUUGAGUGCUCCAGCUCCUUCCGUAGUGCUUUACGACAGAGCAAAGCACAGUUGACAGAGGCUUCUUUAUUUAAUCCUUGAUGAAGAACCGGUUAAAUUCCCAACACAUUGUUUUUCAACGUUUAUAAAGCAAACAUUAUUUUUAAAGCGAAGCAGAGUGGCAUGUUUAUACUCUAAUGAAGGAAACUUUUCCAACCAAUAAGAGUGGGCAUUAUAUCUGAACUUUAUUAUAAUUCAUUGCAGUUCUUUUAACCCAAGCCUGACAUUCUGAUAUUCUGCUCCAAGUUGCUUGUGGUCACACACUCUAUCCCUUCUUUUGAAGGUUUCUUUAUACUUUGCUGAAUGAGGUUAAUUUUGAUUCUUUUUUAAAGGUCCCUUUCUCGUGUUACAAGCCUAGAAAGACUUGAUAUUGGAAAUAAUGAAUUUCUUGAACUAGUAAGUGGUAGUAUAAUAACAUGUACAUAAGAGUGGUUCUAUGCCAUCUGAGUGUGACCAGUAUCUACAGCCCCUCUUUGUAUCUUCCCAUCUUAAAAUCACAAAAUCUUGAUAAAUUGAAAAUAUCUUUCUUUAUGUCUUCCUACAUUACACAAUAAAUUUAUUUCACCAGACAGUAAAAAUCAAACCAUGACUAUUUUAUGUACUUUUAAUAUUGUUAACCUCUCAAAGGCACAUUGAAGGUGACUUUCAUUUACUUUGUUUUAGCCAACAGUAGUGGGGUAUUUGGUUAACCUUAAGGAACUCUGGAUGGAUAACAAUGGAGUUAGAGAACUUCCACCGGUAUGUUGAGGUUAUAGCAGAACCUUUUUUUUUAAUUUUAAAAUCUGUGACAAUGAUUUUUUUUAACUCAUUGUUGCAGGCAUAAGUUAAUAGUCAGAGGAGACUGGUUAUGAAAGCCAGCAAACGUCAAAGUUGAAAACAAUGCUGUAGUUUCAAUGUUGGAAGUUCUGUGACGGUGUACAGUCCUUUGUUUUUUGUUUACAAAUUGUGGCUGAAUAAAUUAAUGCGAUGUUUCUUUUGGUCAGUAAGUUAGGAAUGCUGUUGAAUGUUGUGCACGUUCAGGUCCAAAACGCCUAACAAAAGCAUAUAACAAAUGAAAUCCUAAAGAAUGCAUGGCAACAUGUGAACUGAAAGUUCUGCUAAAUUGAUGCUGAAGAAGUCAGGUCACAUCAGGAUAUUUCUGACACCAACUUUAAAGGUAUCAUAUUAACCAAUGCAGGCCAUUCACAUCUUAAUAUGCAGCAAUUCACAUCUUAACUAUAAGAUGUGUCAUUUAAGUAUGAUCAUAUCCAAAUUUGUCUCUCCCGCUUAUAGGGUUUACAGUUUGUAUAACACAUAAAAAAGCGGAAAUUUGAAAAUUGUUACCUAGGGAAAACACUCUUAACCUUGAGAAACGUUGGGUAGUUUCUUGAUGUGUUGUGGACAGGUACAACCACCAAAUGACCAGUACAAGAGAUUGAAACGACAAUGAAGAAAUACCCUGAUCCUGUAAAACAAAAGAGAACCAACAACAGUUUCCGCGAGGCCAAGACACACCCAAAAGUUUUGACCCCCUUAUCACAUAUCCUUAGAUCUGCCCCUGACUCUAAUGGUUUCUUUCUUCUGUUUUCAUUCUGUUUUUGUCCAGGAAAUAGGACUUUUGAGACAGCUUUUAUACCUCGAUGUGUCUCAAAAUCGACUGGAGCGGCUUCCUCCUGAAGUAGAAUGCCUUCAGUCUCUUACAGACCUGUACUUGUCCAACAAUCUGUUGCUUGAACUACCGGACAACAUUGGUGUGUGUAAUUUGCUGCUAAAAGGGUUAAAUAUGUUAACAUUUAGAGAUUUUUCAUUCUGCAAAGUAGCAAAAGGAGGCUACUAUCGGUGACAAAGUCAGGGCUGUCAAUAAGGGCCAGUAGCCGGGCCAAAACUGCCGGCUAGUUGGCCAUCCUUAGCGGGCUAGUUUCAUCUCCUUCUACUAUAAAAAUAAGCACAAUCAAAUAAAAUUGUAAAGCAUCCAUUUCCCAGUUUUGAAUGACCUUGAAUGAAUAUUUAAACAGGUUUAGAUCUGUUAAACAUUCGAUGUCUUGGAAUGUCUUGGACAUUUCGACAGCAUUGUUCCCAGUCUUCCGUGUAUUCUGGCAAAACAACAUGGCGUCUGUGGUGGAAAAUACCUCUUGAAAACCCCUGGAAACGCCAUUUCCGAGACUCUAAAUUUCAAAAUGUCCCUAGAUGCCUCGGUCCUCAAGAACUUGUGCCUUUGGUGCGAGUUCCAAAGCCACCUACUAUUCAUUAUCAGCCUGCUACUUAAAAACUUUUUGACAGCCCUGCAAAAUUAGUUGAGACAGUUUGCCCUAAAGGGCCUUUCUGAUGUUUUACCAACUUCAAAAGUCCCCCUUCCAUGCAAUGUUGUGCUGCCAUUUGAGCUAUAACCUGAAGAAAACAAACAACAGUCCCCAACUUUGAAUGGAGGGGUGAUCUCUCAAGUUACCCCAUUUGAGUACAGUGUCUUGAGCAACAGUAUUGUCACCAAUUGUAGUCUUAGUUUUAAGAUUUUUCCUGUUUCUUUCCUUUUAACUUUUUAUCGGUUGACAAGCUUGUCAAAAAAGUGAUCACUGAAGGAGGGAGCCUAGCUGAGUCUGGCCGAAAAAUUAGAGUCCUAAAUGUACAAUCUGCUCCCAGAAUUUCUAGUUUUUAGAACAAAGCUCUAUACAAAAUCCCAAAUUAACUCUUAACCACAAUGUUUUGUGUUUUGCAGGUGCAUUAGGAAACUUACAGACACUUAAAGUAGAUGAAAACCAUCUUGUGGAACUUCCAGAUAGCAUAGGAAGGUACUAUUAAUAGUUUCUUUUCAUUCUAAAUUUGCUGGACGUUUUCCCAAACAUAUUUGCUUAAUAUGUGUAUUUAAUUCAUAGAUUGUCCAACCUUGAAGAGCUGGUUGUCAUUCACAAUGAACUUGAGGUAAAAAGUGAAGCAUUUUCUGCACUGUUGAAUCCUUUGGGCCUAAUGAAAGUCCAAAAUCAAAUCAAAAGCAAAGAAAAAUUCCAGUGAAAAAUAAAUAUUACCACAUUAAAAUUUUGCAAACUAAUUUGGUUAGGUUAUAGGUUGCACCUCUGUAUGAAAUUUGGUGUAAAUGAAAAAAUUCAGUUUGCAGACUAAUGUUGUUAAAAAUUCUAUUAUUGUUAUUGUUGCUCAUGUGCCUUGUUUGUUUUUUUAAGAUUGAUAAAUUCACAUAACUCAGAGAUCAUUCCAAUUUAAAAUACCUCUGAAUGUUGUGUGCAAUUGAAGGUUUUGAUCUUUUCAGAGUUUACCAGCAUCCAUUGGUUUUUUAAGAAAACUCCAGAUAUUGUAUGCUGAUGAGAACUUUCUGGAAGGUAUUCCGUUAGAGGUGUGUAUUAAAAUGAUGCCUUACUCUUAUUUACUGGAUGAAUGCCAUGUAAUGUUUGCAUUAGCCUGCCAACAGGCUCCCAAGUGAGGCCACACUUGGUUUGUUUCACUCACCAAUUUUCUUUUUUGCCCCACGCCAUUUAGGCACCUGUUUGCAAGCUACUUUUGCAUCAAAUUUUUAAAACGUUUUUUUUUUACGUAUCCUCUGGCCUGAUUGAGGCAUGCCUUUAGUGAAACAGUUGUACAAAGUCAUGGCAAAGUUAUCCAGGUCUUCCUCAUUUUUAAAUAACGUUAACAUACCCCAGGCAUUUGCUGAACGCUACCUCAUCAUUAUCUAUUUCGCAUGCGCCCUGUCAAGGGAAAGCAAGAUUUGGUCCGGCCCCAGUUGUAGGGUAGUUAAAGCUAUCCACUGAAUAAAUCACUUUCUAGGAGAAAAAGCAAUAUUGCAUUUCCUUAUACGUAUCCACUUAUCCAGUGUAUAGUGAUCAGGUGGAGAGCACUGUCCUUCUAAUGUUUGAACAUUCACAGUUGGUUUACCAACUGUAUAAUUCAGCUGUAAGUGCUUUCAGUUAGUUGUAAGUAUGUGCAGACUUCACUGACCCCUCUAGAAGAGGCAAAAUGCCUGUGGGGCAAAUUCGUUUAUUUUUACCGUGAACUGUUCUACACCUUCAACCCUGUUCAAAAAACGUUAGAACACUUCCGAUUUUUUGGGCAUGCACAGGGCAGUCCCCUCUCCCCCACACAGUGUUACAGAAAAACAACGCAGUUUGGGAAAACUUUCAAGAGUUAUUUUCAACUUUGUGAAGGGAGAGGAAGGGGAAUCGACCAAGUGUUCCAACUAUUUUGUCUGGGGUUGUAGUUAAAAAUAUUUGCAUGUGGCAACGGCAAUAUAAAUCUUGAAAGUUUUCUUUUUAUCUGGUAGUUAGGAAGCUGUACAUCCAUGACAAUACUGUCAUUACGGGACAACAGAAUUGUGAGAAUUCCUGAUGAUAUUGGUCGCAUGCCAAACCUGCAGGUUAUUAACCUAGCAUGUAACAGGUAAGUGUUUCAGUUUAUGAAGAUUUAUUUUUCACUUUCUGGUACAAUCAAUCUGCUUUUUUUAAACACCCUCUUGACCAUGAGUUAUAGUCCUCGUGAGGGUUGGGGGGGUGGUAUACUCCCUGUAUGGGCAGGGUUUGCAUGCACCUUGAAAGUCCUUGAAUUUCAAUGCUAACAUAAUAGUUUAAGUAGAGCUCCAAAGAAAAAGGAGCACACACAGAAAGACCUUGAGAUAAAAUUACUGACGUUGUGGAAGAACCAAAAGGACACAGACUCAAGGCUAUUUUUUGCACUGAAUGGAGUCCUUGAAAAAAUGGGAAAUGUCUCCUUGAAAGUCCUUGAAAAGUCCUUGAAAAGCACCCAAGUUUUUUGUUCAAAAAGGGUACGAAGACUGUGGGGGCCUCUAUGGAGAGGCUCUGCCCAAGGGGGGGGGGGGAUACCUUUUCAGGCUUCAGGUAUAUGAAAGGGUAGGGGUUUUACAAGUUAAAUAAUGUUAAAGGAUAGAUAUUAUUAAAAAUCUGUCUUUGCGGUCGGUAAAUGGACCUCAAAGGGCUAAAAGAUGCAUUUUAUGGCCGUGAAAAAGAAGAAAACUUCCUGGCUCAGUAAUUUAUUCAUAUUUAAAAGACGGAGCAUUUACAUUAGUUUAGAAGGAUGCAGCAUUCUAAAUUCAGGGCUGUCAUUAAGAGUCGGGGGCCGGGGAUCUGCCCCGGCUACUAAGAACGUGGCCCCCAGCUACUUUCAAAGGAGAAUAGAAGAAAAAUAGAACCAAAAGGAAACAAGCUGUUUGAUUCUCCGCCUACUUGGUGUAUUUACCCAGCAACUUGAAAUGUCAGUGACAGCCCUGUAAACUUGAUAUGUGAAAGGUUUACCAUUUGUCAAUAGAAAUUACUCAAAGGGAGUUCCCUUUUCUGCCAAAAAUGGUAUAUAAAAAGUUAUGGGGUUUUGCCUCUUGGGGAUCAUAGUCUGAAGUCCGUAAUAUCGGGGUACGAAAGGAAAUUUCCUUGAAAAUCUCCAGGCUGGUACUUCUACUUGCUAAUCUACUUUGUUAAUUUCUUGAAAUCAACAGAUUGGAAUGUCUACCUUAUACCUUUCGAAAGCUGACCAACUUAAAAGCGCUAUGGCUUUCUGAAAAUCAGGUAAUGCAGACUGUCAAUUUCUGGCCAUCUUAGACAUCCUCUAGUUUCAAUUACAUUGAUCGCCUUUCUUUGUUUGAUUCUAGUCCAAGCCCAUGGUUCCGCUACAGUCUGACUUUGAUCAUCGCACUCAGUCACAUGUGCUAACCUGCUUCAUGUUUCCACAGCAACCUCUUAGUGAUGAAGGUACAUUUUCUUCGUUUAAGAGGUAAGCCGAGCGGGGACUAAGGAGAGGAAGGGGUGCUUUCCUCCUUCCCAGUUCACUCCUCCGCCCACUCGGCUUGCCUCGCUCGCCGAUUUUUUUGCGCUGCUAGCCCUGUUAUUCACCCAUUUUCUCCACUUAGGAGCCUAGUCUCAGGAUAUUUUUAAUAUUUUGUGGAUUCUCGCUGCAAUUUCUUUUGACCUACUUGGUUUCUUUUAAUCCUUUCAAUUUUUUUUCUUUCUAGUGUCAUCUUCCGAUCAGUUAAACAGUGAAGAUUCUGGCAGUGUCCCGGCGUCUCUGCUGGAAGAACAAAUUAGGCAAAGAUCUUCAAUCGUCUUCAACAUCGAUGAAGAUGACUAUUUAGUAAGAGACAUUUAUGUCAAAAAAGUUUCUUGUCAUUAUUAAUCUUGUGUCACACCAGAGGAGGUUGCACACCAGUUUGCAAAGAUUCACGGGAGCAAUUUCGACCAAUCACAAUUGAGGAAAGCCGUCUUGCUGCAGACCGUGUCACACAGUCUUUUGAUCAUGAAUAAGCUGCGGGGGAUUGUAAACCGCGAAAAAUACACUCCUUCACCCAGUUCACGCAGAAAAUAAUUCAUAGCGUUUGUAAAAAACGCGUACCGCUAGGAAAAAACUAGUGUGAAAGGUUUGAACCCAGUAGUCAAUUCAUAAGUGGGUGAAGCAUGAUCGUUCAGGUGAACGUAGUCCCAAAUGGUCAUUGUCAACAACAGUUCUAUUUAGGACUUCGCUCACUGCACCCGGACGAUCAUUCUCCACCUACUCAAGAAAAGAACUAGUACUUAUCAUGUUGCUAAAAAAAUUUUCGCCAACUGCGCGCACUUUCUGAUGAGGGAGGGGGAGAAGGGGUUAUUAUAAAAGUUACUGUAGGUUUGGGAAUCUAUAUCAGUAAGAUGAAGUUAAGGAAGCGGUAAUUCCUAAACAGUCCUUAAUGGUCUAAUUAGGGUUUUGCCCAGUCUGUUAAGCUUUUAUGGCUGCAUUUGGCCUUUCAAUAACGAGAGUUGGAUGCAUUCACAGGCUUAAGUAAGCUAACAGAUGGCAUGUAAAUUCUCUUGCAGUCGCGGUUAGCUAGGUACCAGUCCCCUUACCCAAAAGAUGUAAAGGAUCGCGCAGCCCAAUAUCUCGCGAGCAGGCGACAGCAGCAGCAUCAGCAGCAGCAGAAUCAACAGGAUAUAGAGGUAACAGAACCCGUCUUACCAACAUCUCAGCACCAGUGUCACCAGCAAGAUCGGCACCAGUUUAAAUACCAUUACCUGUACAGAAACCUGCACUCGGUGAGAAUAACUUAUCAACACCCAGCACAAGGUUUACACUAAUACUUAUAGUAAUCACUUAGACUGAUCUCCUCGGGAGGAGUGUUGCAUGACGAGAUAAAAACAGCUGCGUUGGAGAACGCGAGGGGCACGCGAGAAGGGGGCGGUUCGGUGAAAACAAUAGCGUCCUUACAGGUGAUCCCUUUUUCCCCUCCUCGCGCGCCUCUCGCUGUCUCGUGCACCCGAUUUUAAGGUCAAGCCAGGUCAAGCGUACCCCCGUAGGUUUCAUUCAUGAAUUGUGUAUAUGAAGGAAGAAUCUGUUAGUCGUUCCCGCAACGGUUUUCAAAUUCAAAUCUGCAUUUCUGCAUGCGUAAUGAGCAGUGAAUUUUUGGCUGCAAACUCUCAGCAUUCGGUCAGAUUGAAAAGUGUUCGGAAUGAUGAAAUUGCCUUGAAGACAUCUAUAAUCAAAUUCAAGAAAAUUGAGCCGGCAGAAAUUCCAGAACUAGCUUGCGUGUGAAUUCACCACUCAUUACCAAUGCAGGGAUGAAUCUGAAGUCUAAAAACUACAUACGGAUUCAACUUUCAAAUGAAAGAUUCACGAGUAGAAUCUUUCGCGGUACGCUUGAUCUGGCUCGACUGUAACACCUGCCACAAAGUUUAUGAGAGAACUGGCCGCAUUUACCAAAGCGAAUCGUUAGGGAACCCUGUGGUAUAUGGAUCAAGCACUCUCCCCACACCCACCUCCUUGGGCUGUGCACUCGCGUUUGUUACUUUCCCUUUUCCCCACUCCCACCACCUUGCUCUUGCGGUCAAUUAAUCCCCGCGGUUUUAAUAUUCAUACGCACGCUCAACGAUCUCUCUGUGAACAGGCCUCUUCAUUUGCGUUUACUCUAAGUUUCCUUUGCAAUGACAAAAUAGAGUAGCCUGAAUUUCAGACAAUUACUUCAAGUCGUAGUUUUUACUCCCUCAGUAACUGAGUUACUGAGGGGGUAAAAACGACUCGAAGUAAUCGUCUGAAAUUCAGGCUAAAAAUAGAGACCGAUCAAAAACUCUUAUCUGUCUGGGGAGUAAUCAUGGGAAAACAAUUGAGAAAAACAGAGUGCUUGUAAACUAGAUACAUCUGUAAUAAGUUAGUUAAGGAAUAAAUCUACCUUUACAAAGUCUCCAGAAUCAAAUAGAGGAAAAAAUCAACAGGAGAGCAAUCGGCAGCCAGUGGCAGUUGUAGUGCAUUCAGUGGAACACAGAGAUGAACCGCAGCUUUUAAGACCUCAAGAGGUGCGUACAGUUGAAGUUCCCUGGUAUGAGGAACAGGUUGGUGUGCCUGUGUGCUUUCCUUACCAUACGGUAGUUAGCAGACAACACACUUUGUUAUACUUAAAUGUAGGUCUUUGAAGUAGGUAUGUUCGGGGAUUAUAGUAGCCUGAAUUUCAAAUUCUAUUACUUGAGAUGUCGUUUUUCUACUGCCAGUUUUACAGUUCUGAGGGCAGUAAAAACAUAUAACAACACACACAGCAUCAAGUUUCUUUCUUUUCCGUUUUCCGCCCCAGAAACUUCUUCAAUCUGGUCGUUUACGAGAGGUUCCAGCUGUAAACAUUUGUCUUGGAAAUGUUUGGUGCUUUGGACAGGGUUCGUACAUAGUCUUGAAUUCUUAAAAAAGUCUCGAAAUUUGGCUAGCAAUUUUCUAGACCUGGAAAAAGUCUGUAAAAUUGAUCACCUUUAUAAGUGCAUUUUUUUCGUCUUGGUCAAAUCUUCCGAGUCUUUGAAAAAAUCGAGCGAAAUUUGUUCCUUUUUUAAGGUCUGUAUUGAAAAAAGUCUUGAAUUUUGGAUUCAAAAAUCUUUAAAAACCCUGUUUGGAUAAGUGGUCGCUUGUGGGAGGUGGUCGCACGUGGAGGGUGAACUAUAUUUUUAUUUUUCAGACUCCUGAAGUCCAAACGCAAAGCUCUGAUUAUAGCAUAGGAGCUCAACCAGUGGUGAAAGUUCAGGCGAUAAACGGUAACCGUCGGGUGAUAUCAAACGGUAUUACCCAGUCGGGUGAUACGGAAAAUGGAGGGGGUGAACCGCAGCCUGUUAUUAGAGCGCCAGUUGCUGCCAAUGUGAGGAGCUUUCCUGGAGACCGACUUAUUGGGGUAAAUAAUUCAUUCGCAACUGUAGAAACGAGAAGAGAACUGGAGCCGAAUUGCGUACCGCAAUUGUUUCUGGGAUGGUUACUGGGGACGCGCCGGGCAGCUAUGGUCAUUUUUUUUCACUGUCCCUAGUGACACUCCCAGAAGUCUUUGCGAAAGUUACCUCGGCCCAGUCUUCCUCCUUUUUCUAAAGCGGCGAAUAAGCCCAUACUUUCUCACAAGAUACACUUUCUUAAGUUGUACAUGACAGUGUGACUGGUUCUAGAACAGGGCAUGUCAUUAACAUUUUAUUGUAAUUAUUACUUUAAUAGCAAGGACAGUAAUUGAUGCUAAAGCUUGGCGCCGAUUUUUGAGAUAUUGCAACCACUAAUACUCCAGAAUCGCAUAGGUGUCAUACUGAACUCGCCGCUAGUCUUCCCUUACCACUACUGUUGCAUUGAAGAGUGCGAGAAAAAAAAUCACAAAGUUAAACAGUCGUUAAACCGAACUGAGCUGGCCCAAAGAUAUCUGAAUCACAAAGAGAAUGCUGAUUACUAAUUAGAGAGUAGCCGGAGACCACAAAAGAGAGCAAUUAAGAUAUUUUAAUUAUAUUAUUGAUCGAGCUGACCAAAACAUCUCGUUUUACACGGAACCAAUUUGGGCAUCUGGAAUGACCAAUUCUCAAGAGCAUAUUGUUGUUUCCAGUAAACAGAAGUCCACUUUCCGUGAUUAAAAUUACUCAAUUUCCAAGAUUUUGCCGCGGAAAACCGCUUACGAUUGAACCACCGAGCUAAGUAGAUGGAAAGCAGGGGGAAAAUGAAAAUGAUCAUUCACACUCUUCUCAUUAACUUCGUAAUGAGUGACGCGUUAGGAGUUUGAUGAGAAAUUAGAUCUUAAUCGUUGUUCACUUUGGUUUCAGGGACAAACUCCUGUUCCAGAGGAGCCAAACCCCCGCCGACCUCCUGUUUAUCAGCCACCCCCUCCCUACACCCCACGAGAGAACAGAGUACCCCCUGCACCACCCUCUGAGGUCGAUAGUGGACCAUCAGCGGAAUCACUGCAUUCCUUCCGUGAAGAAAUGCCAAGCUCUUUAUCUUCCCAUCAUGGCCGUUCCAGAGUGGGUAGACUGUGGAGUCACUCCACAGGCACCCCAGAGUCAGGGCAUAUAAAUGAUGUGCACUCUUUUAACGAGGAAGAACCUAGUUUUGUCCAAGGACCAUUGAGGCCACCCUCUUAUUACGAGGCUACAAGUCAGAGUGAUAGGACGCUUGGUCUUGGAAAUGUUGUCCAUCAUGUUUGGUCUGCUAAUACUGGAACUAUAACAAACGGAACUCAUGGGUCUCAUCGAUCGCCUCCUCCGCAGUACUCAGCACAAGCAGAAGUGUUGAGUGAAGUUCCGGUUCGUUCAAUAGUGCCGGAACCGAAAGCUCCACAAAACGCCUACACUCAACCAAUCGCACGCGUCAGGCCUAUAGUAAGUGUUGCACAAAGACUUGAUAUUUCGCAGGAAGAUGCACAGAGAUUCGAGAACAGGGUUCGACAGCUUCAGCGCGAGAGAGCAAUGGAGCGGAGAGAUGUGGCGACAGUUGACGGAACACAGGUUGUUGUUGGAGACAAUCACAGACCGCAACAGGUUGCCACGGCAACUCGCAGAAGAAGCAACUCGACAGAUUCUCGCAAUUCCGAACAAUCCGUACAGUCGUCGCAAGACGACGAAGAACCGGUGGAUAAUGACCCAUCCGUGGAGCUGGUGAGAAACGGGCCCAGAAACGUCCUGUUCGCUAACGUGUUGAGUCGUUUCGCUGGCGUGUCAGGUCAUUUCCCUAACUUCUUUCGCCUGACCAAUAGCUAAACGAACGAGGUAUACACAUGUGUAUUGAAAGAACGAGGUGUAUGCAUGUGUUGCGCUCGUUUCGUUUCGUAAGUGAUACGACUUACGACGUCAGCGAACGUAACGUUACCGGAGCGACGCGUAGGCCAAACGAACGUUCACCAUCGUAUAAACAAACUCUCUUCGAGAUGGUAAGCGUCCACCGCGGUCAUCUCUUGUGUCUUUUGUUGUAGAGAAAUGGUGUAGGUCACAACCUGUUGCACGAAACCCAAGCAAAUUCCAAUUCUGAUCGCAAAAAGUGGCAAGCUCAUGUGACAGCUUAAAUGGUUUCAGUAAAACACUGACUAGGGAUGGGGUCAAGGUCGACUGUUCUUUUGUUUCGUAUUAUGUUCUUUGUUCUAUUCGAUGUGAAGUAUAUGAAAUAAUUCAUUUUUGAACUGCGGCAACGAACUGUCGCACCGGCAACGCGGAGGUCACGGGUUCGAAUCCCGUUGAAGCCCUCAUUUUUUUUUUCAGGCUUCUUCUUUCCAGUUGCUUAAAUUGGAAAAUUUACUGCGAUGAUCAUUCUUCACUUUCAUUUUUUCUUUUCGUUACCAAAGCAUAAAACAGAGAACGAAACAAAAGAUCAAUAGCUCCCCACCCCACCCCGACUAAGCGUUUUACUGCCAUGCCAGCCUGAUAGUCCGAUGCGACUGUUUUGUGUUUAACUUUUUUAGUUUGUAUUUGUUUUAUGUUUGUUUUAGAUUCAAGUAGAAGUUUACAAAAAUCCAAAUCUUGGAUUCAGCAUCGCCGGUGGCGUUGGUUCUUCGUCCAAUCCUUUUCAUCCCAACGAUAACAAGGUAAAAAUGUCUCCGUAACAUUUUCAAGACUAGGCACCUUUUUACUUGUUUUUGUGGUUGAAACUGGCUGAUUUUGUUACUAAACUUCCAGUUACGCUUCCUUAUGCGCUAUGAAACUUAACGUUUACGAAAAAAUUUCUUGUCAACGAUAAAAUCAUAGCUACUUGUUCAACAAAUUUACUUCCCAAGUAUUGUAUCAAACGUUACAAACAACAAACAUGAACUUUGAAAAACUGUUAGGCUAACAAGUUUUCUAAAAACCACAAUUUCAAUCCGUUUUAAUCUUCUUCAAGUUUUUCCAUCCGUGCCUACUUUUGUGUUUGCCGUCUUAUUAAUUUCUUCUUUUAAAGUUUUACGCGAUUAUUUUUCAUGUUUUACUCAAUUUGGUGGCUGGGUCACGAAAUUUGUCAAAAUUGAAACAGUGGAAACCGCCACUAAGCUGAAACAAAAAUAACUGCUCGGAACAAGAAACGAAGCUAUAAAUACCACAGUAAAUACGAAAGGAGAAACGGAUAGACAACCUUUAGGACAUUCAUAUUAUGGUAAAUUGACAUCUGUCAAAAUAGGGUAUCCGCUGAUCAGAAUCAGAUGACCCUAUCACGGGCUCAGGUGCCAACUCAUCGAGGUCACCAUGCUAUUAGCUUAGUUUAAUUCUCACAGGCUCAAGUUUAUGGUUCUCCCCAAAAGUUAAGUACAGAUUUGAGGAUUUCUUUGCAAUGGUUUUAAGUCGUUGUCUGAAGAAAAUUUAAAAUGCAUAAGCGGGAGCUUCGCUUUUAGCUCUGACUAAAUUUACACAUUAGUCAGUGUAUUAAGUUAGUAAGAAUCCUGCUGUAGUACGUUUUUGUUUGGCUAAAAGUUUACUUUGCGUACGUUUAUAAUAAGUCUAAUGAUAUAUAUCUCAGUAUUUAGUUAAAACUGUUUAAAAAAGGUAAAGGUAAAGCAGCCAAAUUUUACGUCCAUAACUGGUGACAGUAAUUCAACUGAUAAACUUGCGGUCGACGGCGCCCUCAUUCUACCCCCCUAUCUCACCAAUGCUCCAUUUAAAGUUUAAAGCUAGUUAAAGCUACACAGAAAGGAGAGAAGUUGAAACAAGGAUGUAGUGUCACCAGGAAUCGAACUCGGGACUUCGCGCACCGAAGGCCACGCACCAGCCAACUGAAUGGGUCAGUUUAUGACCCAUGGUCAGUUGAUGGGUCCCGUCUUCCCUAAGUCUGUUCAUUGUAGGGUUCAACUCUUCCUCGGAGACCCAGGGACAGUCAGUUGGCUUAGGAAAAAGGCGUGACGAGAAUAUCCCUAGGGACUCUCCUGCUUAUGCUUGGAAACUUUCGUCCCUCAUUUUCCCCAACCCAACUGUCUGCCCCGGGUCUCCGAGGAUGGGUUCAACUUUUCCACAACACUUGUGUUUAUCACUUUGUUGUUGUUUUUUUCUUUCCUCUAAACAGAGUAUUUACGUGACGAAAGUUCAACCGGAUGGUCCCGCAGCGUUUGGGCUUGUCCCUGGCGACAGAAUUCUCGAAGUAGGGGAAUACUUCUGACCUUACAUUCUUCUGACCAAUAUUUUUAAACGCUCUUUUUCAAUGGCGAUGGUGUCAAGAGUUAUAAUCACAAGCCUAGAGCGUCAUGAUCUAUUAUAGAAAAAAGAGUUCCGAUUCCUUUAAAGACUCUGUCGCUUGCAAUCCACGUGAACGCGGGAUUGGACCGAAAUACAUCGCGAGAUUCGAGAAACGUUAACGGGAUGCGGGAUUUGUCAGCUACCGGGCGAAGCGGGAUUCGCCAAAAUUUGGGCACCGAUGUGAGGCUGGGAAAGAAAACGUUUUUUGGGAUGGCGACGACGAAGGAAGUGGGAGUGCGGGAUCAGGACUCCCCCUUCCAGACCCUGACCCCCGGGGGGGGGAGGGGUACUCCCUUAGAUAAGCCAUAUAGGUAUGUGCCGCCCCAAAGGGUGGGGUUUUUGAGCCGUUUUGGUCGGAAAACAGGUAUAGACUUUGUCCAUUUUGGUCUGGAAUCGGGUACGAUUUCCGAGGGAACUUCCUGAACUACGGGAAUGUAUGAACGCGUGUAUCGUUUGAAUUCCAAAUAUGCAAGAAAGAAAGCAAAAUAAGCGAAUUAGAAGUAGAUUGUUUCGAAAUAGGGUCGGGAUUUUGAGAACUGAGCGGCAUACCCCCCCAAGAAUUUCCAGGAGUACCCCCCUUCCUCCGAGCCCUGACCAGACUACCAGAGUCGUAAGCAGAUGCGGAAGAACUUUACCAGCAACAGUUCGGAACAGUGCACGACAAAGAGAUUUGCGUGUAAUGGGCUUGUUCUUCCGCUUCAGUACUACCAGCCGCGGGAUCAGUAGAAAAUUAAAACGUGCUGAUUCCCGUCGAGCUUAUUACUGUGCUGAUGAAUGCAAUGUUCUAUUUUUACUAGGUCAUAUCCGUUCUUAUGACUCCGACUCAAACGCCAUUGAAAACGAGCCUCUAGGAUUCAUAUAUUUGGAAUCCGGCCUCUUGUUAUUCGCACGUAACGCAAUUAAAGUAUUCUCGGUUUUCACAUGACGUCACCAAAAUUCAAACUAAGAGAUUAUCGAUUCUUCUGACUGUUUACUUUCAUGAGGUAUUACAACAGCUAAACAAUCUACUUUAUACAAUUUUUCGUUUUACGAUAGAGGACGCUUGAAUUUCCAAUCUUUUGCGUGACUCUGCGGCAGAGAAGGCCCUCGUGGAGGCUAAAAAUGUGACCGAUUUUCUCAAAUUUUGCUUUUCUUGUCUUCAGAAUAAAGAUUAGUAUAAUCUUUAUGAGUUCUCCCAAGCACUAGAAAAACUGAAAGACAGAUGUUUUUGUUGGUGUCUAGACGCCAAAUUUGUGCCCUUCAAUGGGACACCAAAGAUGGGGUCUCCGUACAAAGCUUUAUGAAUUUUGGUAAAUUAUUUUCCCGAGUAUCUGGCAUAUGAAAUAUGUAUAUCUCUAUUUGAUUCUUUGCAUAUUUAUCUUCUAAUGAAUGGUUUCGAUUUUUAUUUUUGAUGGCGUGAUAGUGGAAACAGAGAAUUGAGUCUUUCAAGAUUUAGCUGGAAAAAACAGCCGACAUUUCGCGAUGCGGCAACUGGUUUCCGCGCGAAAUAAAGUCUGUUAGUGCUUCUAAUUGGAAACUUUCUCCAGCCAAUCAGAAGCACUACCCAGAUCUGGUUAGUGAACCGUCAUCAGUAUGGAAUUUCUGCACGCGUUCCUUAAACGUCAUUUCGCGGGGAACUCAGUGUUGGCGUGGAGGAAAGUCGGCUGUUGUCUCGGUUUAACAAGCAACCUUUCAAACGAACGAAAUAGAUAAGAAUGUCAACAGCACACAGGUUCGUGCGAAGUGUCAUACAGCGCCGAGCACACCAAACGCGUGCAACAGUACCAUUGGCGGGAAAACAGAAAGCGAUAGUUAAGCGUGGGAAAUGUGAACGAACCACUGCAUGAACCAAGUCACAAGUUUUAGCUUUGCGCUGAUUGGUUAGAGCUGUUUUCACCUGGCCGAUAGUUACUUACUAUGACCAAUCACAACAGAUUAUCUAUUAAACCAAUCAGAUCUUGCAGCAGAUACAUGUAGGUGACGUCAAAUGCGAGAAAUCUUGUGCGGCUAAAGGCACGACUGACUUUGGAUUGGCUCCCGAUUGGCUGAAAAUUGGUGCGAGGGUUUUCUAAACAACUGUUGUUAAAGUUUAAGAAUGCAAAACGGAAACAAAUACGUUCUGGAAAAAAAAAAACAAAACAUGUCUCUGACGUGGUUGGUUAGAAAAUUGUACCCGCACAAAAGCAAAUUCAGUAUUAUAAAUUAAUUUUUCUCAUUUUAUUUUCUGGUUCACCAAGCUCAUGACAUGCCAAUUUUACGUUAUUUUCGUUAUUUUGUAGGUCAACGGAAUUAAUCUCAGACGAGUCACUCACGAAAAAGCUGUUCUCUUUCUAAAGCACAACCAAGCUGUGAAAUUGCUCGUUGCAAGGAAGAAGGAACAGGCUUCCUGACACGGAUAUUAAAAUAAAUCGUCCGACGAGAACUGUAUGGUCGUGGGAGACUUCUUGCUUGGAAAGAACCAGAGGAAAUCAAGAUACGAUUUUGUUGCCUUGCACUUAAGUCAGUCUUUUUUAUGGCAUUCGCAGGCACUGAGGAAGAUACGGGGCAUUCAAACUUGGGAAAACGUGAACCAAACGGAACAAACAAAGCCCACAAAUUAUGCUGCUUGUUCUAGACAAUGACACAGCUUGGCUUAAUAUUGGAUAUUGAGCAUAUGCGUAAACGCUAAUGGAACUGACUGGAAUGAAGCAUUCACGCGGGAGGCUUGUUCUUUUAGACUCGCUUAUUUAGAAAGUUGUUUUUACUUCUUUAGGUGUAUUUUUUCCAAACACAGAGAGCGAUAUAAGCAAGUGAAUUGUAUCUUAAAAACAUGGGCAAUAUUGGGCAUUGUCUUCAAAAAAUAAAAGAAAGCGGAUAUGCCCUUUCGAGAGGGCAUUCUAGUGGCUUCAAGAGCGAACUCUGAGAGUUAAGGAACAAGAAAUAAGAAGUUACGGAACUGUGGAAAAACUUUAAAAUAACGACAAUGAUGAAAUCUUUCGCUGUAAAUCAGCUUUGCUGUAAAAGCUUGUCAGCGCCAAACGAAAUUUAAAUCCGUGCUAUAAGUGGAACGUGACCACAGGAAUUUAAUACGGAAGAGGAAAAAAACCAAUACCUCGGUCACACCUAGCUUACAGAGCUGUAUUUGUUCCAACACCUCACAAAAAUAAAUAAAUCAGACACAUUUAAAAAAAUAUUGAUUUACUCUGUUUGAAGCCUUCCUACAGACCGUCUUUGCGGAAACCCUGAUUGCUGAGCGAUCAAAGCGCAGAUACAUCUGUUACAUAUAAAAUCUCACAUACCUUAUUGAUACUUAAUUUCGCGACUUUGGCGAGAGAGUAUUUCGCGGGGUUUUAUUUUUGCGAUUUCGAAACGCAAAUAAUUUCAAUGAAAAAAGGUCAUUAAAUUUCGCAAUUUAGGUAUUCUCAACUUCAUUUUAUUUUUAAAAAAUUUCUGAACGUUUUCAAAUUUCUACUUAAACUGGAAAAACAAUAUGUGAAAGCUACACAAAUUAACGUUACUUCACUUACUGAAGAUACAAAACAGAGCUCAGUUACCAGUAUAACCAGUUUUAAAUAAGUUUCAUUAUCGAUACAUAUUCUGCAUACUGUUGUGGUUAUUUCAAGUUAAUAUUUUUUAUGUGAUUUGAAUUUUUUAUGUGAGUAUUUAAUUUCGGGGGUCUUUAUUUUCGCGAUUUGAAAUACCUGCGAAUAAGGUACAUGUUCCAUUUCCCCUUAUAACAUUAACUUUCCUCCUACCAGAACCAUGUUUUUCGGACAAAGUUAAUUCCUGGCUCACGAUUUUAUUUUCAUCAUACAAAUUAUAUUUUUGUUGGCCGAACUAUUUUUGUCAAACAAGCUUUAUUUUUAGCGUACUAACUAUGCUUUCCUCAUAUAUUAGCAACUGAGGUAUCGUCAUCAUCAGUAUUACCAAUAUUAUUAUUGUUGUUGUUGUUUGAUUUGGGAGCUAUGUACCGUUAGCUUGGUGAUCACAAUGGAACAAUGGACCCAGCCCGGGGGAGGGACUCCGCAUAUAAAAGCGGUGGGGAUGCUCGUCGUCUCGCUUAGGGGUGUAAAUUUCGGAUUUUGAUCUCACUUAGAGUGUUCUGGGCAAAACGCCAUCAUAUUUAGCCGUGAAGGUCUCGUUUAGGGUUGCACGUGGAAAAAUAUAAAAAAAAAAUAUGUGUAUUGCCUGUGUUUUAACAUGGUCUCUUUUAUCGGUCAAAAAAGCUUGAGCUACGCCCGGAUCGGUAUCUUUUAGGGGUUUAAUUCAAAAUUUCCGACGAGUAUCCCCCCCCCUUUCAUAUGCGGGGCCCCCCCCCGGGGACCCAGUAAGAAGAUCGAGCAAAUCUCUGAAGUGGUUUUCUCGAGACAAAAUGAGUUUUAACGGGUCGUCUAGGUCGCCUCUGUCCCUCUAGGGACCAUUUGAUCGCAGGUUGUCAACUUUCUUUUAGAAGAGUUAAAAAUUUCCGGACAAAAAAUUUAACGAUAUUUUUGGCGAGAUUCAUUAAGGUUUCUAUUUUUGUAGCAUGCGGAAAAUUUUUGCAACUCAGACUAGAGUUUCAGAGAAAGCAAAAGGGAAGUGGAGAGUGAAUAUCCAAUCAAAAAUUGUAUUUUAUUGUCAAAAUAAGCCAAUCAAAAUGCGCCUUAGAUUGCCCAAUGCUGGUCAAACGGAAGUAUUUUGCAGCGCUUUGCAGCACGAUCGCUUCCAGUUUGAAAGAGUGCUAGAAUUCUGAUCUUCAACAAGAAUUUUUUCGUUGAAUACUGCAAUUCAACUACCCCAUGUAGCGAGCAUAGGUAUGUUUACAGAUUUCUUUUAGAUUUAGGGGAAUUUAAAUGUUAAUGUUGAAGGGAAGUGUUUUGAUUGUUCAUUUUCCCGUAUGAGUUUAGGCGUGUAUCACUUUACUUCUUGAAGUUGAAGAAAUUUUUGUUAUCCUGGGAACCUAAUGAAGGUGCUUAGAUGGCAAACUUUCGAUAUCGUGAGCGUCUGUUAGUGUAGAGUUGAAAGCAUAAUAUUAAUCGUUAUAUUCUUUUCUAAUGAUCACAUUUCAUGAGGUUUCGUAUUGACUAUUCACCACAGAGUACAUUUGCAUUCCUUGACCUUCACAAAGUGAACAAGAAAUUCUUGUUUGUGAAUGAGCUCUGCACAUAAAAUGGCAGUGAACAGUCUUGCUGCCGAGGCUUAUCAUGCUCUUUAGAAUUCAGGGCUAUUCAUGAUCAAGAGAAGGAUGAAUAUAUUUUGCUUUAGUGAUAAAUAUUGCCAAAGCUGAGGUCAAUAAUUAAAAAUCAAAUUGAAAGGUAAUGUCUUGUUCAAGGUUCGCGCUUCGCUCUCUCCCGGAAGCUAGAUAAGUUUAUCGUUUUUUGAAUGGAUUGAGUCGCCUAUUUUGCCAUUAAAUCUUUUCUUUUGCAUUUUCCGAUAUUUUUGUGGUACAUUUGUGCCAAUUUAUUUGCUUGUUUUCUCCUCGACCGGCAAGAUUUUACCGGGACCUUAUAACUUCUAUGUCAAAUAUGUGAACGAUCCCUAAGGCGAUCAGAGCUUAACCCAAGUAAUUAAAGUACCGUUUAUUUUUAAGAUGAGAUUUGAUCAAUCACAUAAGCGCUGAUUUGUGCUGAUUGUUGUUCUGAGCUGCACAUAUAUUUGAAAAUACAGCCGAACCUCUCUAAUUAAUACGGACACCGAAGAGACAGAGUGAAGUGUCCGUAUUAGAGAGGUGUCCAUAUUAGAGAGGUCACUAUGAUUACGUCACUUUUAAGACCCCACUGACCGGUUAGACUAUUCAGUAAGUAGAAUUAAGCCCAAAACUCUUUGUCUUGUUAAUUUCUGAAUCUAAAUUGAUUAAUGUUAUUGUAUGCUGUACAUGUAUACAAAUUUUGGAAGAAAAUGAAAUACUUCGCCUAAGACAUGUUCUGGUAUUGGUAUCACUGACUGAUGAAGUGUCAGUGUUUGUGUAACUGCCGACAGGAGAUGGUACAUAUACCACAAAUUAUUGACACCUUGUCCUGGAGUGUCUCUAAUAAAGAGGUUAAGUUUGUAUGAAUUUGCUCCCAAGGGCCGAGAUUUGGGUGUCCGUUGUCCAUAUUAGAGAGGGUCUGUAUUAUAGAGGGUUUUUUUCAGAGGAAAUGUAUGAGAAUUUUGUCAGUACAUAGCAGACAGACUGUCUGUAAUAGAGAGGUGUCCAUAUAAGAGAGGUGUCCGUACCGAGAGGUUCAACUGUAGUUUACUAUGGUUUAAGUGCUUGGUUGCAGUGCUACCUACAGAUCUACAAUCCUCGUAAAAAAUCUUGAAACACUUGUGUGCGUUUCCCCUUCCCCAAGGUUGAUUUGGGUAUCACAGUUUUCUCAGUGCUUCAAAAUACGUGUGGCUCAACACUGGGGACGGAGAGGGCACAUUACAGUGGGAACAAAAGUGUGAGGAGUAAAUCUCAAGAAUUUUCUAGAAAAUUCAAGAGAAGCAGUGUCUGUUUCUACGAUUUGUGACGAGUAUUGUAGAUGAGCCUGCCAUUGCACGGGUAGCGCAAGUAUGCAUAAGAGUUGUAGGAAAGUGAAAAGGGGGAUGGUUCAUAUAAGUUGUGGAAGAAAUUAAGUGAAAGUGUUGUGUACAUCAUAAAUAUGAGCUUUGGGAUGAACAUUUUCUGAGUGUAGACUUACCAUGCACACAUUUUGAAACUUAAACCUAGUUCGUGUUGCGUCCAAGUUCAGCUUCUUUCUCAACACACUUAAAUCUGACAGCUGGCAAAGAAAAAUAAUCUGGUUAAACUGUUUACAGUACCAGGUUAUGUUAAAGAUUAUUUUGGACCAGGUUUAAUAUUAACAAAAUAACUCAAAAUGAGUUUAUUGAACAGUGCGAAACAACUGCAGGGCCGAUAACUGGACAGUAAACAGGAACAAAACUAGAACUAGUAAAACUAAGAAAUGUGGAAAUUGAAAAUACAAAAUCGUAAAAAAAGUAGGGUGGGAGAGGUGGGUAAGAGCUUAUGCCUCGUCUCUCCAGAUCUUAGAAAAGAUGAGACUCCAGACCACACAGUUGACCAGAAGGGACAUUCGAUAUCUCUUUAAUGUUACUGGUUAAUUUAUCAUCAAUAAUAAAUGAUUUCUCUUCUACACACCAACAUAUUUUAUCUCUCUUUCAGAGGACUUUGCAGUGCUUAUUUGACCAGUUAUAAAAAUGUCAGUUCCACUGAAUGAGGUACAGCAGAAGAGGACCUCAUUACGGCGAACUCCGCCACCCAAAGCACCACCCAAAAAGGGCUCUCCACCAAGGGAUAGACCAUUGAAAACACAGGAUAGCAACCCAGAAAUAGCACAGUUGAUUCCUGGAUUCAAACUUAAGAAGACGGGUUUUCGUGAUAGCUUGAUUGCUGAAGAUGUUGAUAACAAACAUCUUACACCUGCUGGCAGUGAUGAACCAGAAAAUGAACUUUUGAAGAAAAUUAAACAGAGGAGAGUUAUUGUUGAACAGGGAAAUCAAAAUGAGGCAGAGGAAACUGCCAAGCCUAAACUGAAGCCUAAACCCAAACCAAAACCCCAUCCUGAUGGCAGAGAGAGCGAAAGGAAACUUUCAAGCUCAUCUGAUGACAGUUCAAAGGAGAAUAAAGGGAACUCGACUGAUGUUAAUAGGAAUCUUGUGAUCUGUAAAGAUUCACGAGGAGAACCUAUACUCCGCAUUUUGCCAACACUUGAAAGCUUGGGAAAGCCUCCUUCAAAGCCAGUUAAAGUGGAGAGUUUAGAGGACAUUUUGGCAAAGUAUAGUCGAGCAGAUAUUGUGAUUGCUCAUCGACGAAAUACUUUGUCUUUGCCUAGGAAUAUUGAAGGCAGCAUAGGUAUUGUGGUUGAUUAUCUCUUAUCCCUUUAAGUCCCAAUAGUGACCAACAGCAAUUUUCUCCUAACAAUCUCCAUACAUUGUCAAGAGAUAAGGUUGUAAGAAUAUAAAAAAUGAUCACGAAUGAGAAAACGCCUUGAUGUUUUAUUAAAUUCUCUCAACUAAUUCUUAAGGGAAAUGUAUGGAGAUCAGUUUGGAGAAUUUGUCUGUGGAUACUGGGGCGUAAAGGGUUAUAUGAAACCUAAAGCAAAAAGGGUGUUGGAGGGGUGGGUUUUUGGGAGGGUGGGUGUCCAUACAGUUUGUCCAUCCUUAGUAUUAUUACUGUGAUAGUGUGUGCUAUGAUGCUGGAGCCCUUAAAUAUCCUGAAAAAUAAGGAAUCUAGGGGAAAGUAAAGGGGACAAGUUAUCGUUUGUUUGUCGCGUAGCAUGUUUAUGCCCAGUGGUCAAACAUGACACCUAGAGUUGGUCCCUGCCUUUUUUUUUACUCCUUUUGGUUGACUUUCUAUAAGAUGGAUAUCUCUCUAAUAUGGACAUGUAGUACCAGUCCCAAAGUUGUCUGUCUUAGAGAGAGUCGACUGUGCAUGUAAUAUUGAUUCUCAUUAAUAAGCCAUAGGUGAUGUUAUUACUGAAGCUGAUGAGUUCCAGCAAGAAGAUUAUGAUGAUGUUGAUGAGGAGACAAAAGCUCAGAUUCUGGACAAAGCUAAGGCUGAACAAACAGCUGAAGGAGACAGUGGUACAGUUUGUAAAUUAAUAGAAAACUUCUAUAUGUUCUAAUAUUUAUUGUAAUUUAAGGAUAGGCUAAGAGUGCUUUGGGAGAUUUAAUUGUAAGUGAGUUCUGAUACAUGCAUAAACUUCUCUUUUUAUAAAACUGCCUUUUGCUUGUGGAACAAAAUUAAUGAAUAAUAAUUCAAAACAAUCUCAAAGUCACUAAAACUAUAAUAGGGGCAUUUUUCACUUCCAUUUUGAACUCAAAUACGGUGUAAAUUAAUCGAAGGAGGAGAUUUUAAAUGCUGAUAAUCUGUUAGAAGAUGCAACAUCAGGCCCUAAAAAUGCAAAGUUAGACAGAUUAAAUGCUAGCAAAUGACAUAAAGAUGAUCAAUUGAAACUGCAACCUUGAGGAUCACAAGUGACAAAUUAUAAAAUAAUAGAAUACUGUUGGUGGGGACCUGGCUUGGAGUAACAAAAUGUUUGAAAUUCAGACUUGGGACACAUGUACCCUCCGCCAUAAAAUAGCCUCAAUACUGAAUUUAAAGUAUUAAAAAGGCUAUUUUCUCAAACUUCAGGGAUCCUUGAAGAAAACUAUGAUGAUGUUGAUGAAAUCAAAGAAAAAGUUAAUGAAAUAAAUAGAAGCAUGGAUGAAGCACAGAAUGCUGAGCCCAUCUGUGAAGAGAGUUAUGAUGACCUUGAUACAGUGGCAGAAGAAGCUCAGAACCAUCUAAGAAACGGUAUGUGAUCACAGGGGCAGGACAAAUACAAACAGAAAGAGGGAGCGUUAAGGGCUUUGGAGUUGCUUUCCCGUCCUCUCCCACACUCUGGAACAAAUUUAUUUAAAUGAAAGUGUUUGUGGGGUUAUUUAUUUAGAAAUACACUUAAACCUCUCCUCAAAGGCCACCUUGGGGGUAGCAGAAAGUGGCUGUUGUAGAGGUUUGACCCUUUAAGUCCUGAUAGUGACCAAGGUCAAUUUUCUCCUAACAAUAUCCAUAUGUUACCAAGAGAAAUGGUUAUGAGAGUUAAUAAAAUGAUCACCUAAGAGAAAAUGCUUUGAUCUUCUUCCAAAUUCUGUCAACUUAUUCCUUAAGGAAAUAUAUAAAGACCAGUUUGGAAAAUUUGUAUGUGGAUAUUUGGGCUUAGAGGGUUAAAGAAGUGUCAAUGUUUGGACUGUCCGCCAGGACAAAGGAGAUUGGCCAUUGUAGAGAGGUGAAUUAAAGAUGGUUAUUGGUGAAGUUUGGACUGUAUCCCAGUUCCCUGUCUCACAGGUGACCAAAUUUCCAGAUCCCAUAUCUUAUUCGUAAAGUCGAAUACUGUAAUCCAGAAUCUUUCCUGCCUCUUCUACUCUACAGUCUGAAGUCCUCAAAUAUUACAUUUUGUGUAAGUCUGUGAAAAUCUAGUAUUCCAGAAAAAAAAAACUACUGUGGACCCUUAACUGUUUAUACUGGAUUUUAAAAUGUUUUUUUAAUAUUAUUGUUAUAGAUUUUAGUGCUGUAGGUAGUGGAGAGACAUUUGGUGAAGAAAUGUAUGAAGCGUUACCUGGAGAGGAACAGGGAGGUUCAGAAAAUGGCUUUGACUCACUUGUUGAAAAUAAGGUUUCACCUACAGCAACUCCAAGGUGUUAUUAUAGUAAUAUUUUCUUAACCAAGUGCCUUCUGAUAGGUCGCGGAAGAAAAAGUCAAAUUUUGCGGGAUUUUUAGGGACAAAUUUGCGGGAGUUUUCAGGGCAAACUUCACCAAAAAGCAAUCCGUAAAAAACGGCUGAUUUUGUGUUAUUUUCAAGGCAUUAAAUUUUGCUAGAAAUCGAUCAGUUUUGCGCUGAUCAGACCAGCAGUUUUAACGUUUUUCUAACAGAGGUCAUCAUUUGCUCUUUCAACAACAAUACGUUCCAGAAAUCAACCAAUGGCAAAGCCUUUCACAUCAUGGCUAGUUCCCAGUUUUUCGCAUAAUCUACGCCUGAUAGUUUCAGGACGUUGUUUGCAGGUUUCAAUGACGAAGUUCCAAAAAAAAAUUGCAAAUUUACGGCAAGUAAAUAGCCCCUAUAGCUGAAAUAAGUUUCAAAUAUGUUGUACAGACAUGUAUUUGAUAAGAUUUCUACCAAAUUUUGCGGGAUUUCGCGGAUUUACCUGAAUUUCACAGCUCCGUGACCGCGCGAAAUAUCAGAAGCCCUGACCUACUGAGUUCACCCAUUCAGUUCACUAUCAACUGAAAAUAAAGAAACCCAAACUUUCUCUUUGAUGGGUAUACCCAUCAUUAUAAAGUCUGAGGUGGCUGGAGAAACAGGCGGUCACUAUGAAAGUAAAUUGGAGUUUUUGUCCAGAAAAUUGUAGUUCAAUAGCUAUUAUCUGAAAAUGAGUUAGUCAAUAGAGGAUGAGCGCAUGUCACAACAACAACAACUUAUAACAGUUUACUCAAUUUGAUAAAAAUUUACAAUAUUAUAAUUAUGUUACCCACACAUUCAAAAGCCAGGAAAGAAAUUAUUAAAGAAAAUGAAUAAAGAGAAAGAAAAACUGGAUCCGGCAUAUUGUUAAUUGUAUAGAAAUCGUAAAAAAGUAGAAAGAUUGUAAAAGAAAAACGAACUAGAAUAAGUAAGUGAGGGGAGCUUAAAAAGACGUGUCCAUCUUGCUCAACUCCCCUCUGACCAUCAAAUAGAAGCAGUCCCUGAAGAGCUGCUUUGCUUUGUUUUUACCCAUUUUUGUAGAGAACAGAUUAAAGAGAAAGGGAAAAAGGAUCUUAAAAAGGAGAUGGAACUGCAGAAAAAGAAAGAGAGAGAAGAACUGAAAAGAAAAAAGGAGGAAGAGAAAAGAAGAGAAAAAGAGGAAAAAGAAGAGAAGAAGAGAAGAGAAGAAGAAAAAAAGAAAAGAGAAAGGGAUGAUAGGGAGCUUCGGAAGAAACACAAGGUACGUUUUUUAAGUUGAUCAGUUUGUUGUUUGUUGAAAAUCAUAACCCAGUUCAUAAAUAAUAUUGUUAGCCAACAGUUACCAACAAACUUAGAAUAGAUCUUGUAAUUCCCUUUCUUCUUUUAAAUCUAAGCUCAAGACUUGGCUUUUUAAAAUUGGUUAUGAUGUUGUUGUAUAGAAUGAUGAUGAUUUUAUAGGAUGACAAUGUAGUUUUGUAGGUUUAGGAUUUUGUUGUUAUUUUUAUUAUGUAAAGCGCUUUUGGACCAUUGGGAAUUUUUAUAGGAUGACAAUGUAGUUUUGUAGUUUUGUAGGUUUAGGAUUUUGUUGUUAUUUUUAUUAUGUGAAGCGCUUUUGGACCAUUGGGAAUUAGCGCUCUAUAAAUAUUGUAUAUUAUAAUUAUUAUUAUUAUUAUUAAGUAUUUGAAUGUGAAAAAGGCAAAGUCUGCGUUUGAGCCAUUUAAAAGUGGCCAAUCAGGCCAAGGCUUUUGCCAGUUUCCAUGGCAUGUAGAAUUUAGGAAUUUCUUCUCCCUCCUGGGUGGGAUGCUAGACCAUCGUGGUAAUAUAUUACACCCCCCCCACCUCAGGCAUUUAAUUCACUAGAAACCAUUUGUACACCAGGGUUGAUUGAGGCACUGUUAUAAUAAUAAGCUUGUAAAAUGCUUUGCCCAAGAACACAAAACAAUGAACCAGCCAAGGCUUUACUGUAAGACCUUUCAAUCUGGAGUCCAGUACGCUAACUAGCAUCUACAUGAAUUUCUAAGCCUUUCUAUUUAUUAACUGUAAAUCGCCUCAUUAGUUAACUUCCUAUCUUUAUACAUUUCCAGUUGAAACCAGGAAGUGAAGAAAGUCAUGGCGUUGGAGAAUUAAAAAGCAAUUUCCCUGGUGAAGGGAAAUUUGAACUGUCAGCAAAGCAAGGCGAUACUUUGGUUGUUGUUUGUGAAAAAGGAUGUCCUUCGGGAAAAUGGCUGGUCAAGAACACAGAAGGACAUCGUAUGUAUUAUACUUUUGUUUGAUUGCACACUUGUUUCUUGUUACUGUUUAGUACCUAUAGAUAACCAUAUACAUGUAUAUUUUUUUCAUUUUCCCUGCCCCGUUCUUUAAACCUCAAAACAGUAUAUUCUUUCUUCAUGUUCAGUUGGUGUUCAUUACACAAAGGCAUCAUUCCUUAAUCAUCAGUUAAACCUAAAACUUAUCAUCAUCAUAAUCAUCAUCAUCAUUGUUUUUCCUUUCGAAGAGAGAUUACUGAGAGGAAACUUUUUUCUUAUAAUUAAUUUAACUUCUCAUAAGAAUUAACUUUUGUUUGUUUGCCUUUGUAGUGGGAUACGUACCAAUGGAGCUUAUUCAACUCAAAGUAAGUUUUAGAUUGUUACUGCAUACUUUAAUAGCUACAUUUUAAAUGAUAACAAGUGAUGAAAAAAUCUAAAGACAUCUUAAUCAAUUUUGUCUUUUUCCUCCUUUGAACAAAAGACAACGAAAAUGCUGAAUGCGACAACUCCUUGCAUCAGAAAUCAGCAAUUUUUGAGCAAAAUGAAACAAGUCACUUAAGUUCUCAUAAUGUAAGGGCCUGUUUACAAGUAGAGAGGGUUACCCUUGUGCUAGGGUUACCCUAGCAAGCGGGUUAAAGUUAGCUCUGGUUUACAAGCAAACGUCACAGUUAGGGCUACCCUAUCACCUGGGUCAACUUUACCAGCUUUUCUGACGUGUUUCAUCAUGCGAGGCAUUCUUUGUAAUGGUCCAAGAUUUGAAAUAAUCUGGAAGUUCUCUAUGAAAAACACGUUAAAUUCACGAAUAAAAGAGAAAGUAUUAUCAUCCUAGACAGAAAAUAACAUCUUAUUUUUCAGAUGUUUAUAAUUAUUAAGCUCGUUUGUUUUGUUCGUUUGUUAAUUCCGUUCAAAGUGGCAGGAUUACUGGUCAUGCAUGACGGCAGAAAGUUGACCAGGGGGGGCAAGUUAUCCCUAGCAGAGCCUUGACAAGGCAGGUAGGGUAACCCCCUUGCUAGGUUAACCCUAGCACCAAGGUAGGGUUACCCUAAUGCACGCUAGGGUAACCCUACCUGCCUUGUAAACACGUCGAGUGAAAAAAAAAAAAGAAAUAUGCGAGGGCUAGAGUAACCCCCUUGCUAGGGUAACCCUAGCACCAGGGUUACCCCCCUUGGGAAUUGGGCCUAACAUGCCCAACUUUGUUGCAAAGUAGUUUAUAUUGAGAUUAUAUGAUUUUGAUUAAAUUUCAGAUUGACAGUGAAGGGAACAGGCUCAGGUAAAGUAGCUUUUUAAUUAUCAUUACUCUAUAGCAAAGGUCAGUUUCCACAUUGUUGUGAAACAAGUCUACAACUGGUACACUUAAAUAAUCUAGAUUCCUUUUCCUGCCAGAAACAAAAAUGAUCACCAGCUGAUCAACCAUUUCAUUUGCUUUACAUACAUAAUAUUGAAAGAACAAUUUGAACAAUAUUAUUUUAUUGUUUUAAAUUAGAUGAUAAAAAUUCUGUAACAACUAACAUUUUAAUAGUAUGAUGUCUCAUAACACGAAUGUCGAUUCUCACCAUAGUACCCACAGUAUUUGAAAAUGAUGAUGCAAGGGAAGGGGCCUCCCUGCAAGUGUAUUGAAAUGUAAGGUAAACACAUUACUAAUUUUUCUAUUUAAAUUUCAGUGCCAUCAUAACUGAAGACUUUUAUGAAGAUGUGGACAAAUAUCAGAGUAAAGAUCAAAUUGAAGAAGGUAUACAAGUUUGCCGUUAAGUUUAACAGACUUUUUGCUCUUGUUCACUUUGGGGAGGGGAACACUCCUGAGUAUUUCUCUGACGAGGGAAGAAGAAUCUGCAAUGAAGAACCUUUGCGUCUUGCUAUGGUGACAAAAAAAAUCCAAGUUUCAGUGUUUGUACAAAUUUAAGACUUUCCUUCCCAUGCAGUGCACUCUUAGCCUGCAAACACAGUCAUAUUUUCGGUCACCGCCUCGCUUGGCCCAUUAUUUUUCAGGUGGAGAGAAGCGACGACCUGAAAUAUGUCUGUGUUCACAGGCUACUGCACUCUAAGUUUCUUUAGCAAGUAACACCCCUCACUUGUACAUGUAGCUACAAAUUCUGGAUAAAUUUAGAUUUCAGGGAAACUGCCCACCUGCCCCUCCCCUAAGUCAACGUCAACAGUUACUUCUCACUUAGGGCAAAAUGUUGGGUUAGGGGAGGGGUACGUGGGCAGUUUCCUUGAAACCUAAAUUGAUCCAGAAUUCCCGCAUUCCCUUGCAGUUGUCUUUGCUUUCUGUUAAUCCAUGAGAGCCAUUCCCUCUUGCUCUGAAGGGCCCAAACGGAGGUCAUGCUUGAAUCAAGUUAUUGUCAAUUGACUAGGAGUUUUUUUGUUCCUUUAAUUUCAGAGGGUUAUGAACAAGAAGUAUAUGAUGAUAUUGGUGGACAAGGUAAUAAAAAUUACUCGUUAGAGUGUCGUAGUUAACUUCAUGAUUUUCUUUUCACGAUACAUGACAUUAUCACAUUAAUUUUCCAAGGGCAGGGAGUGAGAGGUCACAAGUUCUUCAAUUUUUAGAUAUAGCUUUUCCACAGCUGGUUAACACCACUUUUUGUGUAAAAGUAGCUCAUCUUUAACUUAAAAUAAGAUUAUAAGUCAUAGUGUGAAAGAUAGUGAUCAAUGAAAGUGAGCUGUAUUGAUAUGUAAAUUAUCCCUAUUUGCAGUAUAUGCAUGGGAAAUGUCUGAAAACGAACUGGUAAUGAGUUGUUAGUUCAUAGUAAAAGACUUUGGAGAAGGAUGCCAUACAUAGGUUGGUGAUUUCUGAUUGCAGGUGUUGAUUUGCAGUUUAAUUUUUAUUUCAGAGCCUAUUGAUGAGGAUUUUUAUGAAGAACUACCAAAUAACUAGUGGAAACGUUAGUACUCUAUAUACCCUCCCCUCCCUACUGUAUAUUUUUCCAUAAGGGUACUCUAGAGAGAAUUCCUUACAUCCGUGAGUAAUACUCGCUUGUGACGUUUUACAGAUUGUAAGGCGAAUGAUAAUAGAUGGUUUGCCCUGCAAUUAAAAGACAUUUUUUCAAGUAUCAUAUACAUUAUAUACUGGAAUCUCCAUAAAGAAGCAAUAACUAUAGCACACCUGCAUUGCAAGAGGCAGAGGGUAGCCGUACCUUUCGCAACUUGCUCAAGCAUGACUUAUGACGAUUUCAUUAUUACCAGAAAGCUUGCUGGCAGGUUACAUAUGUACCACUCAAGGCUUUCUUAUUUAAAAGGAGUAAAAGAGGCCCACACAAAACAGUAGCGACUGUACUUCGUCUGUCGGAGAUAAUGUAAUUGCGAUCUAUCACUGAGUCUAAAAGCUCUCUUUCAUCGUAGUAAAUGCAUCAGAGAAUGUGCAGUCAAACUUUAUUAAUGUGGACAUCAAAGGGUCCAGAGCCACUACUGGUUUGACUAUAUAGUACCAUUCGAAGUACGUAUAGUGUGUUUUUUAAUGUUUUAAAUUUUACUUUUUACUUUUUACUACUGAACAAUGCCUAAUGCUUGUGUGUAACAAGGAAGUAAUCAGCAGUAACUGCCAAGUAAUAUCGUCAAACGUUUGUGACAUGCCUUGUUUUUAUUCCUUUUUGGGUGGGUGGUGAUGUAGGAAGCAAUUCAUUAAGGGGUUGUUCCUAGGUAUAUCAAAUAUAAAAUAUAUAUUUUUUAACCAACAUUAUUAUAUUCUCUUUAUUAUCUUAUGGUUGAAGAAAUUAUGUUGGGACCAGGUUGGUCUAUAAUUUGAUAUUAGGUAGAGGCAUACUGCCAACAUUAGACUGUUCACAGCCCAAUAUUUUGCUAGUGACAGUGUUUCUACUCGAUAAACUGGACUCUUGUAUCAAUGGGGAGACCGAGGAAGGGGGGCUUGUCCACUCUCUAACCCUUCACCUUGAGCUCGCUAAUUGGUGCAUUCCUUUCUUUGUGCGUUGAAAAAACAGAGGCUGUAAACAAUCUAAGCUAGUGUAAGAUUAGCGAAUUUAUCUGCUCUCAAUAUAAUAAUAUAGUACAUGUAUUAAGUGACGGACCACAAGAAGAGUUAUGGUUCGCAGACUAUUUUCUUUUGGAGAUCCAAUUUGUGACUGUUGUUCUUCUUUGUCAGUUUUGUGGAUAUGUUUAACAAAUGGCCCUUUUCUUUUUCUUUCUGACUUUCUCAUCCACCUCCCUCCUGAACAUUUCUAAUGGUUCGUACAAUUUGUCAUAUAUGAUCCACAUGGUCGUGAUCUGAUAUUUGUUACAUAUAUGUAUUUCUAUAUUGACAAAAGGGGAAACACGCGUUGGCGCGAAAGAUUUUCUCACGCGCGUUUUCUCGCGAGAGAGGCGGGCAACCUCGUCUCGCGUGUUUCGCGACCAAAAUUUUAAAAAUCCCUAAGGGUUGCUUAGCGAUAAUAUAUAUAUUUUUUGAGAAAUUGAAAGAGUUGGACGUUUAGAGCCUUUACCAAAGUUGUGUAGAAUAUAUUGAAAUAAACUUAAAUAUCGUAACGCUAUAGAUGCUUGCAGAAGUAGUGUAUUUUUGUAUAGUAUUCAAAAUUAUAUAUUUUUGUAUUACCUUUUUGGAGUAUUUUUUAAUUAUCUAACAAAUCGUAGUUUCAUAAUAAAAUGUAAAAGCGGGAAGAUAUCUGAAUGACGAAAUAAAUUCAGUUGCCCAACAUUGAAC